This is a messenger RNA of Chlorella variabilis, 1136 nucleotides long. RefSeq lists its product as hypothetical. NCBI's taxonomy places the organism in Eukaryota, Viridiplantae, Chlorophyta, Trebouxiophyceae, Chlorellales, Chlorellaceae. Gene Ontology annotation, cellular component: cytosolic large ribosomal subunit; ribosome. The record is from RefSeq and is a predicted model, not a curated record. Gene Ontology annotation, molecular function: rRNA binding; structural constituent of ribosome. Gene Ontology annotation, biological process: cytoplasmic translation. Bases 421 to 1002 code for a protein of 193 amino acids. The transcript has 5 exons.
GCUCUAGCAGGUAAACAGCUGCGCCGCCCGCUGUUGCGCAGCAUGCAGCUGGGAGGCAUGGGAGCAGCAUGGGCAGGGGGAGGGGCGUGCAGAUUGCAGCGGCCAGCAGGGUCGCGUGCAUCCAUCUGAGACGUGUGGCAACCUGCCCGGCCCAAGAUGGGCGCGCCGCACACACACUGGGCAGCAAUCACCCAGCAUGGACGCUGCGGCGGGGCUGGAGACGUGCAGACAGCCCUGGGGGAUCAUGCGCCUCAUGCGGAUGAGGGGGCAUGCGCGGCACCGGGAUGCAGGACACCGUCUGGGGGCGGCGCGGCAGCGGGCGGCGGCAGCCCGCUCCACCCCAGCGCACCUGCCCAUUCUGUUCGCUAGUAGGUGGCUCAUGGAGGGGCUGCACGUCAUGUGCUUGCAGGUUGGAUCAAGAUGAAGCAGCUGGUCGCGUCGAGGACGCUCGCCAUCCCCGAUGAUGUGUCCAUCGAGGUGAAGGCCCGCAAGGUCCGCGUGAAGGGCCCCCGCGGCACCCUGCAGCGCGACUUCAAGCACCUUGCCGUGGACAUGUUCCUGACUGAGGAGGAGGGCAGCAAGGUGCUCAAGGUGGACUGCCACUUUGGGCGGCGCAAGGCGCUGGCGUCCAUCCGCACCUGCACCUCGCACGUGCAGAACAUGAUCACCGGCGUGACCAAGGGCUUUGAGUACAAGAUGCGCCUCGUGUACGCCCACUUCCCCAUCAACAUCAACAUCGAGAACAAGGGCGGCAAGGUGGAGAUCCGCAACUUCCUGGGCGAGAAGAUUGUGCGGGUGGUGGACAUGCUGCCGGGCGUGACGUGCGAGCGCAGCGCCGCCGUCAAGGACGAGCUGAUCCUCACCGGCAACGACAUCGAGCUGGUGUCCCGCAGCAGCGCGCUCAUCCACCAGAAGUGCCUGGUGAAGAAGAAGGACAUCCGCAAGUUCCUGGACGGCAUCUACCUCAGCGCCAGAAGUACCAUCCCUCAGGGCGAAGAGUAGGAGGAUUUGACGGGCAGGGAGCCUGCAAGGCGGCCCCAGCAGGACGCGCGUGCGCUCGCAGCGGCAUCCGUGCUUAAGGAGCGGGACCCCCGUGCCAUGUCGCAGCAGCCACCCUGUAACGCACCAGUGGAACA